AUGACUUCGCUUCCUCCCGCGCGCUGCUGCACUCUUGGCAACCUCCACGAGGGUGAGGCCAAGGGCGAGAUCCGGAACAUUGGCAAGAUCGCGACAUACGUCUCGUAUCCCCCCAACAAGUCGACGGAAGAUGCCAUCCUCAUCCUCACCGACGUAAUCGGCCACGAGUUCAUCAACGCCCAGCUUCUGGCCGACCAGUUCGCCAAGCAUGGCUACCUCGUCGUCAUGCCCGACCUGUUCGAGGGCGACACGGUCCCGCUGAAUCGACCCGAGGGCUUCCUGAUCAUGGACUGGCUCAAGAACCAUUUGCCCCAGCACGUCGACCCCAUCAUCGACGACGUUAUUCGCGAGAUGCGCGAGAAGCUUGGCGUCAAGCGUAUCGGCGGGGUCGGCUACUGUUUUGGCGGCCGCUACGUCUGCCGCUACCUCAAGCCCGGCACCGGCAAGAUCGAUGUCGGAUACACUGCGCAUCCCACCAUGGUCGGCCCCGACGAGCUGGCUGGCGUUGAGGGACCUCUGAGCAUUACCGCGGCUGUCAAGGACUUUGUCUUCACAACGGAGAAGCGCCACGAAUCGGAGGAGAUCCUGGCAAAGCUGGACAUCCCUUACCAGAUCAACCUUCUUUCCGACGUCGACCACGGAUUUGCUGUCCGCUGCGACCUGAGCCAGCGCCGGCAGAAGAUUGCAAAGGAGGCGGCAUUCUCGCAGGCAGUUCAGUGGUUCGAUUCUUACCUGAAGGAGUAG
Messenger RNA from Sordaria macrospora k-hell, 744 nucleotides. RefSeq lists its product as uncharacterized. The record is from RefSeq and is a predicted model, not a curated record. NCBI's taxonomy places the organism in Eukaryota, Fungi, Ascomycota, Sordariomycetes, Sordariales, Sordariaceae. Gene Ontology annotation, molecular function: hydrolase activity.